AUGCUGGGCAGGAAGAAGAAGCGCCAAGGAAGCAUCUCGUCGGUCGAGGCUUUCUCUGCCACAGGAAUCACCGCGGGCCAUGCCGGCGUCGGACAUGUGUCGACGGCUUCGUCGUCGUCGUCGAACGCGACCACCGCGCCAGGACCUCCUCCCGCCUCCUGGUCUGUGCGCGCGAACGACCACCUCAAUGCCGGUAUGACUCCAACAGCAGCACCAGCAUCCUCGUCCUCAACAUCGGGAGGUGGAGGUUCAAGGGCCUUCAACUACUUCGUCGAACGCGCAAGGGGCGCUGUAGGAUUCGGAUCGAGGGAACGCACCAAGUCCAACUCGAGCGACGACACCUCGACCUUCGCCUCAAUCUCAACUUCGGAGCCGGGCUCGACCUCGUCGCACACGAUCUCGUCUGGAUUCAACCCCACAGCCAAGGCGCCCUCCUCGACUUCGAGCGCCAGCCACAACCCCAAAAGUAGCAGCAGUCUCGAUAUCAAUUCGGUUCCGCUCGGUGCGGCACCCAUGUCGAUCCCGUACUCGGUGUCCAUGCACGAGAUCGCGCCCCACCAGUCACGCGGCGCCGCGUCUUACGGCGCGACGUCGACCAUGGCGACGACGAGUUCGUCCGUUGGCGCUUCGGCAACAUCCAACUCGGCGUCUUUCUUCUCACGACGCACGCCCACGGCAUCGAACCCACAUGCCCCAGCCUGGCUGGCACCGACUUCCGCAAGCGACAGCAGAGGCGGGGCAUCAUACAAACUUUCAACGUCCCCGAGCUCGCCGAAUCUGUCGACCCCCAUUCUCGCGCUCAGUCAGGAGCAGCUCCCCGCCGGUAGGCGAAGGCAAGGGACAUCGUCAUCAACAGGCACAUCCGCAGACGGCGGCAGUCCGGUUAGUCUACGGGUACCGGGAACUGCUCUUUUAUGCCGAAAGCUGAACCCUCACAUAUCCCGCCUCCCUAGCUACUCACGUCGUCUCGGUCGACAUUCGCUCGGUCCAACGAGGAUAUCUCGAGUCGGAGACAGUCGCGCAUGUGGACCGCCGAAGACGCUCCCCCGGUACCGAUGCUGGCUCGCAAGUCGACAGAAGACUUCUCGUCGUCGAGAGACACGCUCGGCGUCGAACCGACUCGGCGUGUGCGCACUACCUCCCUCGCACCCAACGCCGCACUCAACUCGUACCCUUCGUCAUCGAAUCUGUCGACUUCGGCGCCUUCAUCACGCGGCUCGCGGAGUCCUUCCCUUUCACCCCGUCUCGGGCCCAGCGAUAGUCCAGUCCCGCUCCCCUCGUCGAGCUCGGCUCUGAAUCUUUCGCGGCAAGCCGCCGGAUCGUACUCCUCGACCAAUACGCUGGCGUCAAACACGACAGCCGCGACCAGCACCCAUGUUUCGCGCUCGCCUGAGCUCGGCGACCGUCGCCGUGAUUCGCAGACGAUCCACUGCCAAGGCUUCUUGCAACGCAAGGCCGACUAUGUGCCGAUGCCGUCACCGAGCCGACUCUCUCCGAGUGGGACAGCACCGACUAUCUCGUCGCCCGUAGCCACGGGGUCCGGUUCAUCCCAGUCCUACUUUUCGCCUCGGGCCCCAUCACCUCGUUUGCGACCUACCCGACUUGGUGCCGAAGUCGAUCUUCAAAAGGGAUGGAAGCCGUAUCGCGCCAUCCUCAAAGGCUCCAAGCUCUAUCUCCAUAAACCACCCGCGGAUUUGUCCUCGACGGCCAAGUCCAUGUUCCCGACGACCGUACUUGAUCCGCCGUCUCAAGAGCCCAGCCCCAGAACACCGGCCGGAUUCGAGGGGGACGCGUCGAAACGAAGGCAGAGGGCAUAUUGGGGCGCCGGGGGGUCAGCGCACCCUCGGCUGAUGGUUGCAGAUGAGUCGGCGACAUCGUCGAGCAAGCACAAGGUGACCGGCGGUACGGUGGAAGCGAUCACGCACGAGAUCAUCUUUGCCACUACAUUCCCUGUCGAUGAAGGGUCGCCGGCAAGGGUGGGAGCGUCAGAGUCUGCCUACGAUACUUUCCUCGACACUCUGCUGCUAUUCCAGCCGUACUUGUCCGGUCCACCCGGCCUAUUCGCGACGGAGCUGCAGAGGUUUGCGGCUUUGGCGACCCGAACCAGUCAGGAGUCAGAGACUGCGACACCCGCUUCGAAGGCUGCUCUCGAAGCUCGACUCGCCAAGCUCAUCGGGGAUGCGUGCUUAAAGUAUCCGCAAGACCUGUCGGCUAUGAUCGAAAGCUCCGCAGAAUGGCGCGCAACGAUGGACGAGAUCUUGAAGCAGGUCCACACCUUGUCGUCUGAGGAGUCCAAUCCGAAAGCGGACGAGCUUCAGAAGCUGUGGGAUCAAACGAUCGAAAAGGCGAGCAGCUCGCCACCGCCGCUUACAGCUUCGACAGAGUGGGCGUCCCCCUCGGCGGCCUCUUCGGCACCGAGAUCGGGCCCCGCUUCCCUGCCGAACUCACCGACCAAAGCCCGGAAACGGACGCCCGAGUCGCCGACGCCCCCUUCGCCGACACCCGAUGCGGUCAUGCAACUCACACCGCACUCGCUCGUUCAGCUCGACCCCGUCGCUUUCGCGGCGCAAAUUCACGCCUUCCACCUCGAUCGUCUGACCGCUAUCAACAGUGAUCCGCUGUCGACCUCGAGGCUGAUCUUAAGGCAAGCAGCGUCUGGUGAUGCGCCGAAGUGGCCGUCGCUCCUAGACAUAUUCUCCUUUUCGGCGUCGACGCCUCAUUCCUUGACGCGGGUUGUCGUCAAUUCGAUUCUUGCGCCACUCACGCCGACAGCGGCGGGCCCGUCUUCGGUAAUCUACAUGCGCGCCGCCGUCAUCUCUCAAUGGGUCGCGAUCGGCGAAGAACUGCGUCGGCGAGGCGAUGCCACGGGUUGGGCCGCCGUUGCCAUGGGCGUGUGCUGUCGUGCGGUGGCUCGAUUGGACGAGGCGUCGAGGAGCGUCGGCGCCGAGCGGAUCGAGCUCGUGCGACAUACCUGGGCGCCGAUCCUGAGGUCGAUCAAUUUUUCUGACGACGACGAGUCCAAGAUUUCUCCCCUUUCGUUCGAGCCGUCCGAAAAGGGGACUGCGAUUCCUUACCUUGGAUCGAUCCUGGAAAAGGCCGCUGCGGGGCUCAAAGCGUCUGCAGCACAGAUACCCGAACAACCGGACGCUACUCUGCUGUUGCCACUUUACGACUUGCGCGAGGAACUGGGCAAGGUUGACAGUGUCUGGUCACGCGAACCGCCGUCGGCCAUGCAGGUUGCACUCGAUCCGCGACUCCAACAUUUCCUGCAAAGGAACUCUCGUCUAGCCCACCCUGAGAAACCGCAACUCAGCGCAUAUCUGGCCUCAUCGCUCAAAGCAGAACCGCGUCUCGUUGCCCAAGGCAUCAACUUACUCGCCAAACCUCGAUCUGCUCAAGAGCCGAGCCCGCUAGUGCCCCUGGUUAUGGUCGAGCCGUUGCCUCACAUCAGUCUGGUCGACCGCGGGCAGAUCCUGGCCUCGUCUCGCAACCCAGCUUUGCGCCACAAGGGGUCUUACAGCAACAUGAGCUCCAACGCAUCGGAUUCGGUUCACCCGGGUGGCACUCAGCUCGCUCGACGUGCCUCGUAUCCGCCGCACGCUGCCUCCGCUAGUCUCGGCUUGGGCGCGUUCGCUCGACUGCGCAAAGACAUGACCGAUCCCGCCAACACGUUGCUGCCCUUUGCCGAUGGCGACAUCGUCUUCACAAUUGUGUCCAACGCCGUACGCACCGUGCCUUCAACGCCGACCUUGGUCCAAAACGAACGAGGAACGCUGUCGCGCACCUCAAGUUGGAUCGAGUCUCGGAGCUCGCGGGGUGCGGGAGGCCCCAAUCGCAAUAGCGCUCGUCAGAGUCUUACGCCGACGCUUGCUCCGCUCAGUCGCGUUUCUUCGAGGGGCGGUUCGCCGGUCACGGUCUCCCCCCAGUUGAACGAACAUAGCCCAACCGGGCCCAAGUUGCAAGCCGCGAGUGAGGAAGAGCCCGUUCACGUCGUCGUCAGAGCCGGAACGGUCGAAGCGUUCGUCGAUCUGCUUGUGCUCGGUAUCAGCAACUUGCGCACGCCUUCGACCGAUGCUGAUGGUCAAAGCUCACUGACGGGUCGACGCCCGCUUCAACUCGAUGCGCAAGAUUUCCGCUCCGCCUUCUUCUCGACUUUCCGCAGCUUCACCACGCCGCUUGUCCUGCUCGACAUGUUGCGGAAACGCUACCUCGCUGCCCCGAACGCUUCCCUCGACCACGUUAAUCUCACUUCUGAGCGACCGUUCCCUGCGUGGUCGAUGGCGCCGAUCAGCCCAGGCAUCGAAGUCGAUUGGGCCCACAUCGCUUCGAUCCGGGUCAGCGUCUUGCGCAACAUAUCGUAUUGGAUGGACCACCACAUUGGCGACUUCCUCGACGACGACGAGCUUUUUACCUCGGCGACGACGUUCUUGCACUUCAUCGAGUCAAGCGAGCGAGCGAACGCACGGCCCGAGAACGCGCAGGUCUUGGCCGAGCUACAGAAGCUGUUGAAGCGCAUUGGGAUCGACAUGUUGAGGCCAGCUGUCAAGAGUAGGGCUCCUGUCGUUAUGGCGAGCGCGACCCCGCUAUCCUACGACGAGCUGGACGCGAGCCAACUCGUCGAUCGGUUGGACCAGAUUGCUUGUCGGUUGACGCAGAACCUGAGUGGUGGGUCGACAAUGAGAGGACUGCGGUCUAGAAAGUUUGCUCCGGCACUGACGUUCACCCACACCCAACAGAAACGGAUUUGCUGAGGUACAUCGAACAACUUGAGAUCAGGGUCCAGGCCGACCCUGCUUUAUGGUACCCGAGCUGCUCGAUCAAGACGGACGAGGAAGAGCUCGUCAUCGCCGACUCGUACUCGCUGCUGGAGGCGGCCCAGAACGACGGCGCGCCACUUCGACAGAUGCCAUUGAGCCUUCACGAGGUCAUUCGAGCCCAUGGCGUCAUUCGUAAAUGGGUUCUGGCCCACCUCACUGAGCCCGAGAUCAGCUUGCGACUGCGCACCCUUCGGAUGGUCAAGGCACUCGAGAUGAUUGAGAUCAGCCGAUCGCGCAUGGCCAAUGUCGUCUUUGGCGGUAGCGUCGAGGACCAGGUCAGCGUCGUCGACCCCAGCUUGGCCGGCUUUGUAGAGCGAGUCGUCAUCUCUGCCGUCGUCGCCCCCGAGUCUCGUUUGUUCGCCUCGGCCUGGCAAGGCGUCGCGUCCACUCGCAACGUCGUGUCGACGGAUUCGUUGUUGGCUCUGGUGCGCCACGACCUCGUCGUAACCGACUCGACAGCCACUCUGGACCCCGCUUGGCUCAAUGAACGCCUCGUCGAGAUCGUGUCCCAAGUCGACAGCCUCUCGGAUGGCGUCUCGAUCAACUUUUCCAAGCGCCGGUGGAUCUUCAACAUCAUCCGCAAUGCGCUCGUGAUUCGCCCUUCGCAGCCCGCCUACGGCAGCGAUGAUCCUCUGAUUUCGAUCGAACGCAAGAUCGCUGGAUGGGGUGCUUGGUCGAUGCGAACCUUGCGCGAUGCGGCGUCGGGAGAGGGGAGCAAGUCGACUCGGUCGCUCAAGCCAUUCUCACGUCUGGUCGCAGCGCAGCAGGACAAGGUGCGCCGCGAACGGACGGCCAAGGAACUCGUUUUGAAGACCCAAAAGACGGAACAGCAGCAACGCGCAGCUCGGGAAAAGGAAGUCGCCAAGGCAAUGGACAAGUCGGUCAGCAUGCGCACGAGGCGCAUGACGGCCCUGUUCCGCGGCGGUGGCAGUCGACCCAGCUCCGUCAACACUGCUGCAUCGCCUGCUUCGACGCCUUCCAUUCCACCGCCGCCAUCUCCUCAGGCUCUACGCGUGCUCAAGGAUUGGAUGCCUUCGUCCAAGCCAUAUCUCGUGCUCCCCCUAUCCGGAGUCGAAGUGCAGCCUUACGAGAAUGGUCAGCGCUCGUUCGUCUUUGAGCUCGUCACCGAGGAUGGGCAGCGCUCGUUGUUCCAAGCGAGCACGGCGCACGAAUUGCGUUCCUGGCUUGACCAUUUCAGGCGCUGUGGAACGGAGAUCGCGUUCCGCCGAGCGACUUUCCUGGCUCAAACUGCUCUCGCUGAAGAACCGGAGGAACCAGCUGCGGCCAAGUCUGCGACCUCGACCGCUGCAGUCAAGAUCCCCGCCUCUGCACGUGAGUUUUUAUAAUGCUGAAAGUAGACUCUUAUUCCUGCUGGUGUUGACAUUUGAUGACGCCUGUGCAGUCUUCGGCACGCCACUGUGGGAAGUCCUCCAACGCGAGGACUCGACGAUUCCUCGCUUCAUGGACUCGGCGCUCGCUACCAUCACCGAGCGAGGUGAGCUAGGACUGGAGCCUCGCGUUGCUAGGAGCCCUUCCACUGACUUCAUUAUUCAUGAAACCUACUCUAGGUCUUCUCGAAGUAGGCAUCUAUCGAAUUUCGGGAGAGAAUCGCGUGAUCCAGCAACUUCGUCAAAGUCUCGACCGCGGAGGCGACCCGGUGUCCUUGCUCUCCAAGACGGACGUCCACAACGUCUCUGGUCUACUCAAGCUCUUUUUGCGAGAGAUGCCCGAGCCUUUGAUCCCUUACGACCUCUACGAACCCUUCAUCACCGCGAACGCGAUCGAGGACUACGACGAGCGUCUCUACGCGAUCCGUGACCUCGUUUGGCGCCUCCCUCAACCCAACUUCCACCUCUUGCGCCGCUUGUCGGAACAUCUCGACAAGGUGACCGAUCACGAAGAGGUCAACUCGAUGCAUGCCGCGAAUCUAUCCAUCAUCUUUGCGCCGACCUUGCUCAAGCCCACACCUGGCCCGACUGCGUUCGGAUUGUCGAUGACGAAUCUGGGCAAGGCGGCCAAUAUCAUCAAGAGCAUCAUCUUGCAACAGAAUUGGAUGUAAGUUACAAUCAGCGUCCAUCUGGCGCCGUAAUCCACGUGACUGACCUCGCUCUUUUGCCAUUCUUGUACAGCUUCGGAGAGGAGGUCGUCGAGGAAGAGCAAGAGCAUACGCCGUCUAUGCAAGCUUCUCGCGAGCUCGGCACUGAGGCGGCAUCACCCCCUGCGUUCAGAAGCGGUUAUUCAGCCAAUGACUCGCCUCAACAACCGACGGGCCUAGGCUUGUACGACUCGUCCAGCCCCAACGCUAGAGACGUCUUUGGCGCUGCAGAGGAUGGCAUGCCCACGUCGAGUUCGACGCAUUUCCUGUCUGGUCACAGCAUGGCUGAGCAGAAUCUCGCGGAAGAAGGACGGUCGAUUAACGACAUUUCGGCGCGAGAACGAGGCAAGACGAACGAGACCGAGACCUCGCAAGGCGACGGCGAAGCUCAAUACGCCGUCAUCCCCGCUUCUUCAAGCUCCUACCUCGGUGACACCUUGAAGCUCGAUUUCGAAUUCGAACAUACGGUCGUCCCUCCAAGCCCGCAUGGUCCCGUUUCCGCCGCUACGGCAGCCCAAGCCGGACGACACGUCGAGUAG
Molecule: messenger RNA, 7451 nt
Organism: Microbotryum saponariae
Lineage: Eukaryota; Fungi; Basidiomycota; Microbotryomycetes; Microbotryales; Microbotryaceae
Source: the annotation of a GenBank genome assembly